This is a messenger RNA of Chrysoperla carnea, 2532 nucleotides long. It is a transcript of the gene Letm1, whose product is annotated as mitochondrial proton/calcium exchanger protein. Gene Ontology annotation, cellular component: mitochondrial inner membrane. Gene Ontology annotation, biological process: intracellular monoatomic cation homeostasis. The record is from RefSeq and is a predicted model, not a curated record. The coding region runs from base 107 to 2425 and encodes 772 amino acids. Gene Ontology annotation, molecular function: calcium ion binding; ribosome binding. NCBI's taxonomy places the organism in Eukaryota, Metazoa, Arthropoda, Insecta, Neuroptera, Chrysopidae. The transcript is spliced from 3 exons.
CUUGUACAUUACUUCAGUAUGCAAAUCGGUAUUUUUGAUGGACAUCUAAAAUAUAUCGUUUAAUAUACUAAAUGGUACUAAAAAUCAAAAGUAAAAAAAAAACAAAAUGCACUCCCUUUUCGGAAAUUCAAAGUCAUCAAAUUUUAUCAAAUUAAGUGCUAAUCUCAGAGCUAUUAAAUAUGAGAAAAAUCAUGUAUUACGUAAUCAAUUUAACUUAAAUUUGGAAAAAUAUUAUUCAAAUGGAUAUGCUUUCGCUUAUAUUGCAAGUGGAUCUUGUGACCAGAAACAAAGAUGGAAUAAUGUGACAAAUAAAGGUAUAAAAAAUGUAUCUAACUAUGCUAAGCCGUACUCACAAUCACAUUGUGGCGUUCCUCUACUUGCAAAUCCAUUUUUAAAUUCAUCUCUUACAACUCGAAAUUUUUCACUUACGGCUAUAGUAUUAGAUAAAGAUCCAUUAAAGCCUUCUUCCAAAGUAGAAGAAACAGUAAAGGCAAUUAAAGAACAAGCAAAAGAAAUCAGUGAUAAGACACCAUCAACACAAGUGAAGAAGAAGUGGCGAACAAUUGUUUGGGAAGAAGUUGUGCAUUACUACAAUGGCUUCAGAUUAUUAUUCAUUGAUGUUAGAUUAUCAACAGCUCUAUGUAUAAGACUUCUUCGAGGUAAACCGUUAACUCGAAGAGAGCAUCGUAUGUUAGUACGAACCGUUGGAGAUAUAUUUCGACUUGUACCAUUUUCUGUGUUUAUUAUAGUACCAUUUUUAGAAUUUACAUUACCUAUAUUCUUAAAAUUUUUCCCGGGAAUGUUACCAUCAACUUUUCAAACCGCCAAAGAUAUUGAUACUAAAAUGAGAAGUUCAUUGAAAGUUAAACUUGAAAUGGCAAAAUUUUUACAAGAAACAUUAGAUUGUAUGGCUGUUCAAAAUAAAGACCGCAUGUCACAAUCUGCUAAAGAAUUUACGGAAUGGUUUCAUAAAGUUCGAACAACAGGCGCAGUUGUUAGCAACGAAGAAAUUCUAAAGUAUUUAAAAGUUUUCGAAGAUGAAAUCACUUUAGAUACAUUAGAUCGUUCUCAAUUAAUUGCCCUUUGUCGUGUAGUUGAAGUUCAAACAUUAGGUCCGUCAAGUUUUCUUCGAUAUCAAUUACGAAUGAAAUUGCGAAACUUAGCAGCUGAUGAUAAAAUUAUCCAAAGAGAGGGAAUUGAAUCGCUCUCUUUAUCAGAAAUUCAACAAGCAUGCAAAGCUCGUGGAAUGCGUGCUUACGGGAUGUCGGAAGAAGCACUUCGAAAACAAUUAAGACAGUGGAUAGAUCUUAGUUUAAAUCAUAAAGUUCCACCAUCUUUAUUAUUAUUGACUAGAGCAUUAAUGCUACCAGAAACUGUACCACCAGGCGAUCAAUUAAAAACUACCAUUUGUACUUUACCAGAAAAUAUAAUAACACAAACUAAAGCAGCGAUUGGUGAAAAAGAAGGUAAAAUUGACAAUAAAGUUAAAUUAGAAUUAAUAAAGGAGGAAGAACGAAAAAUGAAAGAAGAAAGAAAAGAAAUUUUAGAAAUAGAGAAGAGGAAAGCUCAAGAAGCUCAAGAAAUUCUUAAAGAUCCUGCACCAAUAUUAAGCACAAAAGCUGAUGAAUUAACAGAUAAUGCUCCAAAUAUUUCUUGUACAAAUAAAGAUUUUGAAGUAUUGGAGGAUGCUUUAGAUCAAAUUGGAAAAGAGAAGAAAAAAUUAAUCAUUGAAAAGGAAGAAAUUGAAGAUUUGAAAGAAGAAAUGGCUGAUUAUAAAGAGGACGUUAAAGAACUGAAAGAAGUUACAAUGGCAACAUCUACGAGUCCAAAAAGUGAUAUAAAAGAAUCGAAAGGGGCUAAACGACUAUAUAAUAAAGUGAAUAAUAUGAUUAAUAAACUGGAUAAAGUUCUUAAUCAAUUAGAGAAAAAAGAAUCACAAAUAAAAGAAGAUUUAAAACAACCACAGGCAAUUGCUGCUGUCGAAGAGCCAGUGAUUAGUGACCAAUUAGUUCAAAUCGAUGAAUUAAUGGCGGCUAUUCGAAAAAUUACAAACGAUCCUGAUAAUGCUCGAUUAGAUCUUAUUGAACGAGUACUAGGUAAAAUAGAUGACGAUCGAGAUGGUUCUAUUAAAGUUGAAGAUGUUCUCAAGGUGAUUGAAGCCAUUGGCAAAGAAGAUGUACAAUUAAGCCCAAAACAAAUAGACGAAUUAAUCGAAUUAAUUGAUAAGGAAGAAUUAUUAGAAGUAGAAGAUAAAAUUGAGAAAGCUUUGCACAAAGAUAAAGAACUCAAACUUAGUCAAAGUACACAAAACCAAGUAUCAGAUAAAACUACAAAGACCGAUUCUGUUCUACAAUCGAAUAUAACACCACCUAUAACUUUGGAUCCAAAACAAUCCUCAAAAGAUUCUCCUACUAAAUCAAUUUAAACAAAAUUUAAAAAAAUAAACAUAACAAAACUUAUUCAGCGCUGCGCUGCUGUUUAUAAUUUCCAUUAGGUAAUUUUUUUUUUAGUUAAUUUUUUUUUAAAUUUUUA